Molecule: messenger RNA, 1230 nt
Organism: Oenanthe melanoleuca
Lineage: Eukaryota; Metazoa; Chordata; Aves; Passeriformes; Muscicapidae
Product: histone PARylation factor 1
Exons: 8
Coding region: 51-1097 (348 amino acids)
Biological process (GO): regulation of protein ADP-ribosylation; DNA damage response
Cellular component (GO): nucleus
Molecular function (GO): histone binding; poly-ADP-D-ribose binding
Source: RefSeq, a predicted model, not a curated record
GGCGCGGCGCGCGCGGCGGCGGGCGCGCGGGAUGCGGGCGGCGCGAGCGCAUGGCAGGUGGCGGGAAGCGGAGGCCGCGCGGCGCGGCGGGAGCGGCCGGAGAGCAGAGUGAAAAAAAUGGAGCUGUCAAGAAGAGAAGAUCAAAUCAGGCAGAUAAUCCUGAUAGCCUUUGCCAAGAAGCAGAAACAUGCUAUCGGCUUAGACUGCCUGAGGACUUCUACCAGUUUUGGAAGUUUUGUGAGGAACUAGAUCCUGAGAAACCAAGUGAUGCACUUGUGUCAAGUGUUGGACUUAAGCUGGUUGGACCAUAUGAUAUUAUUGCUGGAAAACACAAAAAAGCAAAAUCAACAGAUGUGAACUUCAAUCUUCAUUGGAGAUUCUUCUAUGAUCCCCCAGAAUUUCAGACUAUACUUGUUGGGGAUAGCAGAACACAGUAUCACAUGGGAUAUUUCAGGGAUGUGCCAGAUGAGCUCCCAGUGUGGGUUGGUGCAAAUGAAGCUAAGAAGGGUUGUGUGAUUUCUCAAGUUGGUGAUAAUGUCUUUGCUGCAGUCAAAUUAUUUUUGUCAAAAAAACUUAAGGAAGUGACUGAUAAAAAGAAAAAUGCUGUAUUGAAAGACAUAGAUGAAAAGCUAACAAGAACAGCAAAAGAACUGGGUUAUUCUCUGGAACAAAAAACCCUGAAGAUGAAACAGAGAGAUAAGAAAGUGGUGACCAAAGCAUUUCAUGGAGCAGGCCUAGUUGUUCCUGUAGACAAAAAUGAUGUUGGAUACAGAGAACUUCCUGAAACAAAUGCUAAUCUUAAAAAAAUUUGCAAGGCCAUUGUUGAUGCUCCAACUGAUGAGGAGAGAGUGAAGGCGUUUGCACCCAUCCAAGAAAUGCUGACCUUUGUUCAGUUUGCUAAUGAUGAAUGUGACUAUGGAAUGGGGUACGAGCUGGGCAUGGACCUGUUUUGCUAUGGAUCACAUUACUUCCACAAGACAGUGGGCCAGUUGCUACCCUUGGCUUACUCCCUGCUGAAGAGGAACCUCUUUGCCGAAAUCAUCGAGCAGCACCUGGCCAACCGGCGGGAGGAGGACCUGGAUCAGCUGGCGCCCUGAGCCGGGCCCGGGGGCUGCAGCUGGAGGGCGGCCCUGCGCGCCCGGGACCGGGCUUGUCUUUGUGUGUGUGUCUGUGGCUCUUUUUGUACUCGGUGGCGGUGUCCCCUGCGCUCAGUAAAGCUUUUCUAAGGAA